UGUUCCUAGCUAAAACCCAUCAAACCAGUCCCUUCUUACUUCCAGCUCCUGAAGGAUAACGAUUCUACUUGCUACCUGGCCUGCAACUGCUACUACCUGCUUCAAUGUCAAUCUCUUCCUAAACUCGAAUCCAACCAUGGAUUCCAUUCUCUCUUCUUCCCCACUCCACUCUCACUCACACUCCCCAUUUCAACGCCUCCAUUUCCCUCCUUCCCCUCCUCCUUCUCUUCUUCCCAAUCGAAGAUCCCUCCCCAGAAAACCGCGAAACCCUAUCUCCCUCACUUCCUUCACCUUCAUCUCUCCACCAAUCACCUUCUCCGCGAAAUCCACACCCACACCCUCACCAAACGACGACGUUUCACUCUCCGCCGUAACAGAAUGCUUGGCCAAGCACCUCGUUCAGGCGCUGUUCUGCUUCGCUGUUAGUUUUUCCGCGCUCGGGACGUUCCGUGCUGCUCCUGCCCUUGCCGUCGCGGUGCCGUGGGGUGUUCUGUGGAGGAAAAGCAGUGAGAAAGAGAAGGUGAAGAGUCAUGAGUAUUCUGAUUGUACUGAGAGGCUGUUGGAGACGGUUUCGGUUUUGUUGAGGAGGAUAGAGGAGGUUAGGGAAGGGAAUGGGGGGAUAAACGAGGUGGAGGUGGCGAUGGAGGCGGUGAAAUUGAAGAGGGAGGAAAUGCAGAAGGAGAUUAUGGGUGGGAGGCUUUACCCCGAGCUGAGGAAGAUGAGGAGGGAGAAGGGGCAGUUGAUGAAGCGGGAUUCGGAGAUUAUUGACGAGAUAUUGGUGGCGAAGAAGGAGUAUGGUAAGUUGAAGGCGAAGGGGGAGGAGAAGGAGAGGGUGGAGAAGCUGGAGCAGAGAGUAGGGGAGCUGGAGGUGGAGUUUAAUGGGACAUGGGAGAGAAUUGGUGAGAUUGAGGACAUGAUGUCGAGGAAGGAGACCGUGGCGUUGAGUUUUGGGGUGAUGGAACUCUCUUACAUUGAGAGGGAAUGUGAGCAGCUCGUGGAGAGGUUUAAACGAGAAAUGGGACAGAAGGAAAUCAUGAAAAGUUUGCCCAAAGGCUCAGUUACCAGGCUCUCAAAAUCUGUCAUUCAAAAAAACCUGGAAGCCGUGCAAAGAAAACAUUUAGAACAAGAUGUUCUUCCCAGCGUUUUGGACGUUGAAGAUAUUGGCUCAUUCUUUUAUCAAGACUCUAUUGAUUUUGCUCAACGUUUAAAAAGAAGUCUUAAAGACUCAAGGGAGCAGCAGAAAAAGAAUAUGGAGGCCCAGAUAAAAAAAAGUAUGAAGAAGUCUGGGAGGGAAAAGCGUGGUAUUAUUUACUCACCAGAAGAAGAGGAAAGGAUUCUUUUGGACCGAGAUAGAGUAGUGUCAAGGACUUGGUACAACGAAGAGAAAAAUAGAUGGGAGAUGGAUCCAGUGGCUGUUCCUUAUGCUGUCUCGAAAAAGCUAAUAAAUCAUGCACGGAUUAGGCAUGAUUGGGGUGCCGUGUAUAUUGCAUUGAAGGGGGAGGACAAAGAAUUUUAUGUAGACAUAAAGGAAUUUGAAAUGCUUUUUGAAGAUAUUGGGGGUUUCAAUGGGCUGUAUAUGAAAAUGCUAGCCUGUGAUAUCCCGACAACUGUUCAACUAAUGUGGAUUCCUUUCUCAGAAUUGGAUCUCCGCCAGCAGUUUCUCGUGACAUUAAGGGUGUCCCGUUGGUUUUUGAGUGGCUUGUGGAAUUCCGGAGUUGUCACCUAUGGGAGAAAUUGGAUCUUUAAGAAAAUUAAGGACACAACUGAUGACAUAAUGACAGUGAUAGUGUUUCCUAUUGUGGAGUUUUUAAUCCCUUACCCGGUGAGGAUACAAUUGGGGAUGGCUUGGCCAGAGGAAAUAUUUGAGACAGUAGAAUCCACAUGGUACUUGAAAUGGCAAUCAGAUGCAGAAGCAAACUUCAAAUCUAGACAAACAGACGAUGAUGGUCAAUGGUUUAUUUGGUUUAUAAUCAGAACUGCUAUAUAUGGGUUUGUUUUGUAUCAUGUAUUCAAAUUUAUGAGGAGAAAAGUUCCACGUCUUCUUGGUUAUGGUCCUAUGCGAAAAGAUCCAAAUUGGCGGAAAUUGCGGCGAGUGAAGUAUUACAUUAAACUGAAAGUGAGAAGAAUCAAGGAUAAGAGAAAGCAUGGCGUUGAUCCCAUAAAGACAGCUUUUGAGCAGAUGAAGAGGGUGAAGAAACCACCGAUACCAUUGAAGAGCUUUGCUAGCAUUGAAUCUAUGAAAGAGGAAAUUAAUGAAGUUGUGGCAUUUUUGCAAAAUCCAAGGGCCUUUCAAGAAAUGGGUGCUCGUGCACCUCGGGGUGUUCUUAUUGUAGGUGAGAGGGGUACAGGUAAGACGUCUCUAGCAUUGGCUAUAGCUGCAGAGGCUAGGGUGCCCGUUGUAGAAAUUAAGGCCCAACAAUUGGAGGCUGGGCUAUGGGUUGGACAAAGUGCAUCCAAUGUUCGUGAAUUGUUUCAAACAGCAAGAGAUUUGGCUCCUGUGAUAAUAUUCGUGGAGGAUUUUGACCUGUUUGCUGGCAGACGCGGCACAUAUGUCCAUACCAAAAAUCAAGAUCAUGAAACUUUCAUUAAUCAACUGCUUGUGGAACUUGAUGGAUUUGAGAGACAGGAUGGGGUUGUUUUGAUGGCUACUACAAGAAAUCUUAAGCAAAUUGAUGAGGCCUUGCAGAGGCCAGGUCGCAUGGAUAGAAUAUUUCAUCUUCAAAGACCGACACAGGCAGAGAGGGAGAAAAUAUUAUACUUGGCCGCAAAGGAAACCAUGGAUGACCAGCUUAUUGAUUAUGUAGACUGGAAAAAGGUGGCCGAGAAGACAUCUCUUUUACGGCCUAUUGAGUUAAAACUUGUUCCUCUGGCUUUGGAAGGAAGUGCCUUCCGCAGCAAAGUUCUUGACACAGAUGAAUUGAUGAGCUACUGUGGUUUCUUUGCGACUUUCAGUUCUUGGAUCCCGCCAUGGUUGCGGAAAACCAAAAUUAUGAAGAAGUUAAGCGAAGUGUGGGUAAAUCAUCUUGGACUGACAUUAUCAAAAGAAGAUCUCCAAAAUGUUGUCGAUUUGAUGGAACCAUAUGGCCAGAUAAGCAAUGGGAUAGAGCUUUUGAGCCCUCCACUUGAUUGGACAAGGGAAACCAAGUUUCCACAUGCUGUUUGGGCAGCUGGGCGUGGUCUUAUUGCUCUUCUAUUACCAAAUUUUGAUGUUGUUGAUAAUCUUUGGCUUGAACCUCUAUCCUGGCAGGGAAUUGGAUGUACAAAAAUCACGAAAGCAAGAAAUGAAGGUUCCAUUAAUGGGAAUUCAGAAUCGAGAUCAUAUCUUGAAAAAAAGCUUGUGUUUUGUUUUGGUUCUUAUGUUGCAUCCCAAAUGUUACUUCCUUUUGGGGAAGAAAACUUGCUCUCUUCAUCUGAGAUACAGCAAGCACAAGAGAUAGCUACACGAAUGGUCGUUCAAUAUGGAUGGGGACCUGAUGACAGUCCUGCAAUUUAUUAUCGUACUAGAGCGGUUACAGCAUUAAGCAUGGGGGAUGACCAUGAAUAUGUGAUGGCAGCUAAAGUUGAAAAGAUGUUCGAUUUGGCAUAUGUCAGAGCAAGAGAAAUGCUGCAGAAAAAUCGCCGGGUACUAGAAAAGAUAGUUGACGAAUUAUUGGAGUUUGAAAUUUUGACUGGAAAGGAUCUAGAGAGAAUUACUGAAGAUAAUGGUGGAAUCAAGGAGAAAGAGCCGUUUUUUCUUGGUGAAGUUCAAGCUAGUGAGCCAACAUCCAGCGGCUUCCUUGAAAGAGGAAAUGCAUCAGGGACAGGAAGUGCUCUAUUAACAUCCUAAGGUUAAUGAAAUGCUAUUGGUCUGGUACAGUUUGAGGUGAUACUCCUUUUCUUUUAUCUUUUAUUUUCCCUUUGGGGUGCGGAGCAGACUCUUCAUUUGUAAUUUCACAAGCAUGUAUAGUUUACCUCAGUUCGUUGGGAUAGGAAGAGAUAACAGUUUUCCUUUUCGGCCUUCUUUUCUCGAUGUCAGUUAGAUCCCAAUAGCUUUUCAUGACAACUGUAUCAUAAAUUUUGUAUUUAUUGUAAUAGGAAUUUUCA
Lotus japonicus is the source of this 4083-nucleotide messenger RNA. RefSeq names its product probable inactive ATP-dependent zinc metalloprotease FTSHI 5, chloroplastic. The record is from RefSeq and is a predicted model, not a curated record. Gene Ontology annotation, biological process: proteolysis. Gene Ontology annotation, molecular function: metalloendopeptidase activity; ATP binding; ATP-dependent peptidase activity. Gene Ontology annotation, cellular component: chloroplast thylakoid. Bases 137 to 3826 code for a protein of 1229 amino acids. NCBI's taxonomy places the organism in Eukaryota, Viridiplantae, Streptophyta, Magnoliopsida, Fabales, Fabaceae. The transcript has 19 exons.